AUGCAAGAAUUUAAAAGCUUUGAAGCAUUAAUAAGAAAAAUGUGUAUAUUUAAAAUUAUGAAUAAAAACGGAUCUAUUUUUUUUAAAAAGAGCUUUUAUAAUAUUUUAAUCUGUGUAAAUGAAAUAAUUGUAUUAAUGUUACAUUUAGAACAUAACAUUUGUUUUUUAAAUGAGUUAAACUUUUUUAUCUCAACUAUUUUAGCUUUAGCUUUUGUGAGUGAUAUAUUUGUACCAUAUAAAUCCCUACAUUUACUAUUCUAA
Molecule: messenger RNA, 261 nt
Organism: Vairimorpha ceranae
Lineage: Eukaryota; Fungi; Microsporidia; Nosematidae
Exons: 1
Coding region: 1-261 (86 amino acids)
Source: RefSeq, a predicted model, not a curated record